Molecule: messenger RNA, 4537 nt
Organism: Pseudomyrmex gracilis
Lineage: Eukaryota; Metazoa; Arthropoda; Insecta; Hymenoptera; Formicidae
Gene: conv
Product: insulin-like growth factor-binding protein complex acid labile subunit
Exons: 12
Coding region: 270-3473 (1067 amino acids)
Molecular function (GO): ATP binding; protein binding
Source: RefSeq, a predicted model, not a curated record
CCUCCGAGCCUCGGCUCAGUUUUCACGGCAGCUUCACCAAGGAACCACAUGCAGAAUGUCCUGAAGAUACGCGGCAAAAGCACACUCGUAUAUUUCUCUCCUUGUUUAUCUCUCUCUCUCUUUCGUGCCUCUCGCUCCUGCAUGGUGGAAGAAAAAGGAUGACCCGCACGGCGGCGAAUAUGUAACCCCGGGGAUACCAGCGGUGCAUCCUUGAAAGAGACGAUCUUCGUGCUUCUGAAGAUUUCUGGGCAAAGUGCAAUAAGGUUAAAAUGUUAUCGCCACUGCUACUUCUGGGCAUGGCCCUGUACGUAAUGGGCGGCUACGUGCCACCCGGGCCGAGGUUCCGAUGUCCCAGAGAAACGAUGUACAUCUAUCCCUGCACUUGUUUGCGGGGCAGCGACAAAGGUCUGUACGUUCGCUGCGAAAACACGAAUUUGGCCAGCCUCAGCAUCGCCUUCUCGAAUCUGGGCAACGAGGGCAUGCCGAUCGAGGAACUGGUUCUGUACAAAUGUAACAUAGUGAGAUUUUACGGACCCGCCUUGUAUCCGUUGGACGUGCGAGUGCUGAAGUUCAUUGACACGCCGCUGAGGCUGAUCGAGAAGUACAGUUUUCUCGGCGUGAACAGAACCCUUCAGGAACUCCACGUGACAAACAGCAACCUGGAAAACUUUCCGCGCGAGGCACUGCAGAUCCUCGGUAAUCUCAGUCUGUUGAGCAUCACCGGCCACCGGAUGUCUGUCUUGCCGGGAAAUAGUUUUGGUGAAAGCGCGGCGGCCGCCAAGUUGGAAAAAUUGGAGAUCAGUAACGGCACGCUCUCUUCAUUGCCUGUGGAAGCGGUAACGCCGUUGAAAAAAUUGAAAUCGCUCGAUCUGCAUGGCAAUAAGAUAAAAGAUCUGAAGAGAAAUCAGUUUAAAGGACUGAGAGACACCGAAUUUUUGGAUCUGUCUCACAAUUUGAUCGACAAAUUGGACGCGUCUCACUUGGCCGAUCUCACCAAGAUGGGAUGGUGCAACAUGUCGCAUAAUGCUAUCACCGAUCUCAAGAGAGGAACCUUCGCUCGAAAUUCCGUGCUGAAGGUCUUAAAUUUGAGUCACAAUAAGAUCAGGAAGUUGGACUCGAACACUUUCCGCGGCAUGCGUUUUCUCAGACGACUGUACCUGAGCGACAACCAAAUCGACGACGUCGGUCGCGGAACCUUCGGAUCGAUCACCAGAAUCGGCAUCAUCGAUCUCGCUCGUAACUUCAUUAAAAAGAUCGACUUCCAGAUGUUCAAUCAGCUGCAAUUUGCCGAGCUUCUGGACGUUUCCGAGAAUUUUGUUACGGUUGUGGAGAAACUGGCGUUCAAAGAUCUCUAUCUGACCAAAGUAAAUCUGUCUCACAACGAAAUUUCGAAGAUCGAACCGAGCGCGUUCGAGAAUUGCGCUAAUAUCACGUUGCUGGAUCUCAGCCACAACAAAAUUGAGAACAUCUCCAAGUAUUCAUUCGACAGCACGUCGUACGCGAUGGAGUUGCAGCUGAGUUACAAUCUCCUCACGUCUCUAAAUCAGGUUCCGUUGCACAACAUGACGGGAUUGAAGAUCCUGAACGUUUCCCACAAUUUGAUACACUCCGUUCCACGACAGACUUUUCCUAAGUUGUACGAGCUCCAUACAAUCGAUCUUUCGCACAACAAUCUGUCCGAGAUUCACAACGCCAUAUUUCAAACGUUGUUCAGUCUGCGAUUUCUAAAUCUGUCUCACAAUUCUCUUGAGAAAAUCAAACCGUCCACUUUUGGCCCGCUGCCGACGCUUUUGGAACUCGAUAUGAGUUACAAUCAAUUGAACGACGUCGCGCGCGGUAGUUUGACUCGAUUGGCCAGCUGCAGAAGUUUGACGGUGAAGAAUAAUCAUCUGACAAAGAUCUUCCAACUGCCGAUUUCUUUGGGCUAUUUGGACUUUUCGGAGAAUCUACUGGAAGAAAUUCCGAGCACUGACGUCUGGCCCACGAUGAACGCGUUGCUUUCGCUAGAUCUUUCGCGGAAUCAGUUAGGCGAUAACCUGCAAGAAGGUAGCUUCGAAAACCUGCUGACCUUGAGAACUCUGAAUCUACAAGCGAACAAUAUCACGAAGCCGCCGUGGCAAGCGCUGAGCAGUUUGAGCAGUUUGCAGUAUCUUUACUUACAAGACAAUCACCUAACAAAAUUGGAGAAAACCGCCUUUGGUCGCUUGCCGAUAGUGUUCGAGCUGAACUUAGCGAACAACAACAUAAACAAUGUGACAAAUCGCGCAUUCGAGGGCCUGCUGCAACUUCUUACGUUGAAUCUGACGAACAACAACAUCAGUCACAUACCGAACGGCGCGUUUCAGGGUCUAGUGUCUCUGAGAACUCUCGAUCUGUCGCACAAUAAAUUGGAGAGGCUGGACAACAAAACGAACGGAUUGCUCGACGACUGUCUGUCGUUGGAGAGAGUCAAUCUGAGCCACAACAAGAUCUCGUUUCUCACUCGGAAAACUCUGCCGAACGAUCCCUGGAUCCCUUACAGACUAAAGGAGGUUGACUUAUCGUACAACGAAAUGCCGGUCGUCACAUACGAUCUCAUCGCCGGCGGCAAGAAGAUUCAAUAUUUGAAUCUCUCUCAUAAUAACAUUAAUGAGAUUAGGAGAUAUAUAAUUGGAAAUUUAACGUCUCUGCAAACUUUGGAUCUGUCGUACAAUGACUUAAGCGAUGUGUCCGAGCAAGACGUGUUUCUGCCGCCAUUAAAUUUGACCAAUUUACAUCUGAGUAACAAUCAUCUGAGUUACGUGCCUCUCGAUAAGAUUUUGCCGCUACCGAAUCUACGACUUCUCGAUAUUGAGGAAAACGAGAUUGGCGUCUUCGACAAGAAGUUUAUGAAGAUUAUCAAAAACGGCACGAUCCUCAAAUAUUCCGGAAAUCCAAUGCACUGUGAUUGUCACGCACGACCAUUGAAACGAUGGCUAAACGCUCAAACGAAAAUUCCGACGGAAUGGUCGAACGUGACGUGCCGGAGUCCGAAUUACGUUGCGAACAAAUUUAUCUCGGAAGUAACCGAGGAUCUCAUGAACUGCGGCGAACGGGACAUUAAGGAAGAACCCGAACUCGAUAUCAAUCCCGACGUAAAAUAUCGAAAUAUCGAGUACGAUACCGAAGACAAGAGCUGGAAAGCUACGUGGUACGUGACGUCGCACGAGGACAUCGGCGACUUCUACGUUGUGGUGCGAGAAUCCGGAAGCAGCAAGUCCAUGAUCGAGAAGGACGUCGUUUACAGCGAGCGAUCCUUCAGAAUUCACGAUCUGAAGGAAUCGAACGUCAAAUACGAGCUGUGCGUGCUUGCGCGCGACUCCGAGGGAAAUGUCAAGCACUACAGAAACUCGCAAUGUCAGAUUUUGAAUCAGCACAACUCCGGUUCGACCUUUAGCCCCAAGGCGAGCCUGUGCCUCGUGAUACUCGUCGCUUCCUUUCGCACGCUUAUGUGAGAGACUUUAAAUCUGCCGGAAAUAGCAUAUUCACAGCAUUAAAGAUGAUAUUUUGAAUGUUUUGGGAAAAAAAAAAAAACGGUAAAGUUGUACACGCGAUCAAAGUACGUUCACGUAUCGCUAGCUCAUUAAUUGUUUUCGGCUCACUCUUGCUAUUGUCUUCUCGCGUUGAAGCGACGAUCUUAAAGCAAAUUAAUAUAUUUUUCGUUAAAAAACGCAUAUAUAGCACGGUAUCACCUGCGUUUUGUACAUAAUUGUAUAUCUCGCUCGAAAGUAGAACGUUGAACGUUGUGUAUUAUUUAUUUUUGUAGAAAUAUAUACAUCUUACAUUAUACACAAGUCACGUUGCUUUCAUUUCACAUCGAAGUUUCUCGACCUGUGUGAAGAGGAACGCGAACCUAAUGACCGGAUUCGUGCCAAUAAAUUACGAUUGUCGGGUUAGAGAAGGAUGGUCGGCGAUUAGCGAACGAUUCGUCUUAAUAAGGACCGGCUCAAUCCCACGGAGAUUAAUCCGGCGUCGCGCGGCCGUCGCCGUGUGUGCCGCGGCGACUAAUAAAGCGCUCGCGACGCUGAGAAAAAAAUUCUCACGGAAGUCCCGAACAUACGCGUAGUAAGAUUUCAUUAUCUCGCGAAGGCUGUAAUUAGUAUCAACGAUUAGGCAGGUAACGCGUCUCGUCGCAUUAAAAAGAAAGAGAGAGAGAGAGAGAGAAGGAGGAGAGGGAGGACAGUCACUAAUGAGGGCGAAGAAACACAGGAGAGUCGUUAACUUCCGCAAAAGGGCACGCCGCGGGAUUUAUUAGCGUCAUCGGAAGUCGACGACGAUUUUUGUUUCCCCGACGCGUUUCGUUUUGGUUAAUUAUUCGCACUUCGUUAACACGCGAUUACCGGUUUGUUCGACGCGGCCUGGCCCACGAUAUCCAUGAGAGUAAGAGACAAUGCCCCUGCGCGCGCACGAGUGGCAAUCCACCAGGUCCGGCGGAUUAACGGGAAUUUAAAUUACAUGACGCACGGCGUACUUGAUUAAUAUUGCUUCGGUUGGCACACCGGAAAAAAAAAAAAAAAAA